AUGAAAACCCCACCACAACCAGCGACAGUCCAUGAACUGGACCAAUAUGGCAACCCGGUGCUUCGCAGCAAGGUUUCUGCGACUAGAAACCGCGUAACGAAAAGGAACUCGACACCGUACUCCUUAAACAGAGCUCAGCAUCCGCCUGGAAAAGCCCAGGACUGGAUUCGGGGCGAGUCCACACGUAGUGGCUCCCUGAAUGAGAUGGUCAGGGCCUACGGCGAAGACCCAAAAUUUCCCAUGACUAUCUUCAGUAGUAGCCAGGACACAGAUUCGGAGCGUAACAAAGUUCCCGGAUGUUGGUUCAGAAAGGUUUCUUUCCUUGAUGAGGCGGAAGUACUUGAUACCAGCGCAACAAUCGGUAGUCAGCGGUGCAUUCGAUUGACAGCGUUUAUCACGAAAAGUGAUGAAGACCACAUAGAUCCCAAAAUCUACGUGGAACAACGAGUUUACGAAGGCAUAAGCGAUAACAUAACUGUCCACGAACUUUCUUUUGGCGGCAGCAUUCAACUUGACAAGGAGUAUGUGUUUCCGGGCUGCGGCGACGAAGAUAGAAUCUGGGGAAAGCGUGAUCUGAUACUUCGCAUCGUAUCGCUUGAGCAGGAAAGCUUCAAUACCUACCUGCGGGGCCAUACGACAUACUACGGUUAUGAUAUCAAAGACUAUAUCUAUGUGGACGAAGAGAGCAUUUCUAAGGAGUCACCGCAUACGGUAUGGCGAAAUAUGAGCCAAGCACCUUACAAGAUAUCAUUUAAUGCGAGGGAUUUACAAAUUCUGCGCAAUGCCAAACAAGAGAACCCGGAAAAGGUAGCCGUAUUAUCGGGUGAGGACAUUGAGCUCCUUCAGCUGCAUUUUGUUGGGCAAGGACAUUCCACCGAAGACAACUUGGGUGGAGGUGAUCUUGAUGUUUGUGUUAUCUAUAGGCCUUGA
Penicillium hordei is the source of this 930-nucleotide messenger RNA. RefSeq lists its product as uncharacterized. Bases 1 to 930 code for a protein of 309 amino acids. The record is from RefSeq and is a predicted model, not a curated record. NCBI's taxonomy places the organism in Eukaryota, Fungi, Ascomycota, Eurotiomycetes, Eurotiales, Aspergillaceae. The transcript has 3 exons.